CUGGGCGAGUCUCCUCCGCGUCUGUCUCCGUAGCUGCUUUUUUUUCAGAGAAAAGGAGAAGAGAAUUAGCUCUGGGAGAAGGGCCGUCGCCAUUAUUGGGAAGCUGGAAAAAAAACACUUUCACACAAGCCAUCUCUUGUUAAAUUGAUAAGGACGUUACCAAUUUGUUGCAUUAGGGCUGUUUAGAAGAAACAUUGUACAGGAAGUGCAGCAAACUCGACCGGUGUCCCGUGCAUGAUCGAUCYAGUAUAAUGUUGCCACAACAAUGGACAUAAUAAUUCGUCAAAAGCAACGUGGUGAAGCAAGGAGAAGACGGCGAAACAAGCUUUUAUACGACUUUCAUUUUUAACAAGGAGAGAAAAAGAAAAAAAUAUGUUUUUACCUUUGUAGUUUUAUUAUCACAAAAAGACGAACAGAUCAAUGGAUUAGAAAACCAUCGAGAUGUAGAUUUACAAUUAAUAUGCGACCAGGGCUGCGGCAAGCGCUGACCUGACGGAUGCAGGGAGAAUGCGAUGGGUCAUAGCUACAUUAGGAAUGACUGAGAGAAGCCUCUGUCUUUGCUACACCCCUGCACUGUUGUUGAUAGAACAUGUACCACACUAGAGGAAACGGCAACUAAACUCAAAGAAGCCCAUUGUGCUGGUCCCAUCCCCAAUGCCACUUUAUGGACACACGUCCAAGUGUACUCUCUGAUCGAGUGCCUGAUUAUGGCAGGAUGAGUGUCAGCUGAUGAUAAUGAUGGCGAAAAAGCACGAUGUUAAGUCACCCACAUACAACCUUAUUGUGGUGGGUUUGUCAGGGACUGAGAAAGAGAAGGGCCAGUGUGGAGUGGGUAAGUCCUGCCUGUGUAACCGCUUUGUGCGCCCCAGUGCUGAUGACUUCUAUCUGGACCACACGUCAGUGCUGAGCACCAGYGACUUYGGGGGYAGAGUGGUUAACAAUGACCAYUUCCUGUUCUGGGGGGAGGUGGGGCGGGUGGUGGAGGAGGGGCCGGAGUGCARGAUGCAUGUGGUGGAGCAGACMGAGUUCAUUGAUGACCAGACGUUCCAGCCACACCGCAGCACUGCCAUGCAGCCCUAUAUCAAGAGGGCGGCCUCCACCAAGCUGGCCUCUGCAGAGAAGCUGAUGUACUUCUGCACGGACCAGCUGGGGCUGGAGCAGGACUUUGAGCAGAAGCAGAUGCCUGAGGGCAAGAUACAGGCUGACGGGUUCRUGCUCUGURUGGACGUCAGUAGGGGGAUGAACCGCAACUUUGACGACCAGUUGAAGUUUGUCACAAAYCUUUAYGGUCAKCUGAGCAAAACAAAGAAGCCCAUUGUGCUGGUCUUAACCAAGUGUGAUGAGGGGGUUGAACGCUACAUCAAAGAUUCUCACACCUUUGCCAUCACUAAAAAGAGUCUUCCAGUAGUGGAGACWUCUGCACGCUCUAACAUCAAUGUUGACCUAGCYUUCMUURCUUUGGUGCAACUCAUUGAUAAGAGCAGGGGCAAGCCCAAGAUCAUUCCUUACUUUGAGGCCCUCAAGCUCCAGAGUCAGCAGAUAGCCYUGGCUAAAGACCGAUACGAAUGGCUAGUCAACCGCRUAGUGAAGAACCACAACGAGACCUGGCUUAACACCAGCMGACGCAUGCACASYKCUUCAGAGUUCAAWGAAUACGUCUUUCURGAGGGUACAGCRAAAUGCAARAAGCUCUUCCAGCAGCWUGUGUACCGUCUGAAACAGGAGCACAUUGAGAGACGUCGGAAAAUCUAUCUGAGCACUCUUCCUCUAGCACUUAGCUCCCUGGUGCCUGACCUGGAUGAGAUCGACCAGCUGAGCUGGUCUGGGGUUCAGAAGGUCCUGGAGUCCAAGCAGCACUUUKCCCACUGGUUUGUAGUUCUGGAGGACUCUCCAUGGGAGGACACGUCUCACAUAGACAACAUGGAGGAUGAGCGCAUCCCCUCAGACCUGCUGGAGACGUUACCAGCCGAGGACAUUUUCGACGCCCACCUGGAGCACCUGAGAAAUGAGUGCAAGCGGGCUGAGAUGAGGCAGGAGUUCAAGCACAAGUUGGCCUGUUCUCCCUUUGUCACGCCUGGCAAGCCCUGGGAAGAGGCCCGCAGCUUCAUCAUGAAUGAAGACUUCUACCAAUGGUUGGAGGAAUCAGAGUACCUGGACCUCUACAACCGCCACCAGAAAGAGAUCAUCGGCCACGCUAAAGAGGACUUCCAGGAGCUUCUGCUGGAGUACUCCGAGCUCUUCUAUGAGCUGGAGGUGGAYGCAAAGCCCAGCAAGGAGAAGAUGGGGGCCAUCCAGGAGGUUUUAGGGGAGGAGCAGCGGUUCAAAGCCCUGCAGAAGCUUCCAGCUGAGAGAGAUGCUCUGGUGUUGAAGCAUAUUCACUUUGUCUACCACCCCACCAAGGAGACCUGUCCCAGCAGCCCACAGUGUGGAGACUUCAAGAUAGAGCAACUCCUGGCCUCACGUUUCCCAACAUGCUACCCAUUCUUCAACGUGAAGUCUUAUUUUGGGGAUAUUAAAGCGGACCGAAUCAACCUUGUGAUAUUGGGCAAAGACGGACUGGCUAGGGAGUUUGCCAAUGAGAUCAGAGCUCUCUGUACCAAUGACGACCGGUAUGUGUUGGAUGGGAAGAUGUAUGAGCUCACCCUACGACCUAUCGAGGGCAAUGUACGACUUUCUGUUAACUCCUUCCACACUCCCACCUUCACACCCCAUGGGUGCCUGUGUUUGUACAACUCAAAAGAGUCCCUAACCUACGUCGUAGAAAGCAUUGAAAGGUUGCGGGAGUCAACAAUCGGUAGAAGGGACAGCCAUAUAGCUCAGCUUUUAACAUCUCUGCUCUUGGUUACUAAAAGGGGUGUAGGGACCUAUGCAGWUAUUGGGGGAGAAACUGCUUUAGGUCUGAUAACACAGGGACAGCAGGUAGCAAGGAGACUGCAGUGUAGCUUCCUCGACCCAGCCUCCCCUGGUGUGGGCUAUGGGCACAAUGUGAAUGAGAGUCAGAUCAACCAAGUAUUGAGAGGUCUUCUGGACUGUAGAAGGAGCUCAUCUUUCAGUAGCAGCUCCCCACCUCUGCCCCCUCAACCUCCAGGUCCCAGAGACUCUCCUCACCAGCCCAGCCCAGAGGCAGACAUCCGCAUCGUCAUGUGCUUGAUGUGUGGAGACAACUAUGACGUGGAACAGCUCCUCUCUCCCUUCCUACUGCCUCAGCACUGCAGGCCAACAUCCAACAGUGGAACCUCGGUGAUACUGGAGCAGACAGUGGGACCUCACAAACAGGUGAUUGAGCUCUCCCUCCUUUCCUACCAUGCCUCCUUCUCCCUGAGGAAGAGCAGAUUAGUGCACGGCUACAUCGCUGUGUACUCAGCCCGCCGCAAGGCCUCUCUGGAAACCCUGUGUGCCUUCCUAUGUGAGGUCCAGGACAUCAUUCCUGUUCAGCUGCUGGCUGUGGGGGAGAGCCAGGUAGAGCUCACAGAAAGUGAGUCUGCCAGAGAGCAGCUGGUCCAGGGAGAGGAGCUGGCCCAAGAGAUAGAGGGCAGGUUCAACAGUGUGGUGUGUGGGUCAGGAGGGGUGGUGGGUGGCCUGCACAGGAURGAGAUGUUUCAUCCCUUCCUGAUGGAGGUGGUGGAGAAACGCAACAUCGUGGAGGCCACUCACAUGUAUGAUAACGUGGCUGAGGCCUGCAUUAACGAGACUGCCUACUCCCCUCGCUGUAGCUCACCCAGCCCCGGCACCAUGUUCCUAGACUCUGACAUGGAUGACGUGGAGCCCUCCCCACCUUACUACGACGGCACACUCACCUCCCAUGGGGGGAGCUUCAACCUGCCUGACCUGGACUCCAGCGAUGUCUCUGUCAUCUCUGACAUCAGCUCCUUUGAGAACAAGCUCAAUAGCAAAGCCACGCCCCAGGUGAGACCCAAGCCCUCUGUGACCUUUGACUUCCGGAAGGUGGGCAGAAACCCCUACAACACAGACACCAUGGGCCACCGUCGCUCCCUGCCCUCUGCUGUGACAUGGGUGCCAGGUGGGGACGGAGGUUACGACCCCUCGGACUAUGCAGAGCCCAUGGAUGCUGUGUCCAAGCCCCGGCCCAGCAACGAGGAGAUCAUCUACUCUGUGCCCCAUGACAGCACGCAGGGCAAGAUUAUUACCAUCCGCAAUGCCAAUCGGAUGCACGCCAACGGGAACGGCUCAGACAGUGAGGCGGACAGCAGCUCCCUGGAGCGCCGCAGGAAGUUCUCGGCGGCGGGGGUAAAGCCACGGCUCUACCGCGACCGCUCUAAACGCCUGGGUAAGUUCAGCAGCUUCCGCACCAGCUUCAUUGGCAGCGACGACGAGAUGGGGGCUCUGCCAAAAACCAAGGAGGAUGAGUUCGGAACCCUGAAAGGAGACAUCAUCAACGAGGAGGGAGAGGACCCCAAGAAGAGGAACAUUCUGAAGAGCCUGCGGCGAACUGCCAAGAAAACCAGACCAAAGCCUCGGCCCUCUAUUCCCAAGCCCCUGGAGAGCAGCUACUUCGGGGUGCCCCUGGUCAACGUGGUGUCCCCAGACAGACCUAUCCCACUCUUCAUUGACAAGUGUGUCCGCUUUAUUGAGACCACAGGUCUCAACACAGAGGGGCUCUACAGGGUGAGCGGGAACAAGUGUGAGAUGGAGAGUAUGCAGAGGCAGUUUGACCAGGACCAUGGGCUGGACCUGGUGGAGAAGGACUUUGCCAUCAACACGGUGGCUGGGGCUCUGAAGGCCUUUUUCUCUGAGCUGCCAGAGCCUCUGGUGCCCUGCAUCCUGCAAGUGGAGCUGCUCGAGGCCUUCAAGAUCAACGACAGGGAACAGAGGCUGUACACCAUGGAAGGAUGUACUGAGGAGGUUCCCCAGAGAGAGACUAUGACUGUCUUCAGAUUUGUCAUGAGCCACUUACACAAACUCCACCACCAUGGACGCCCUGACGGCACGCGGGACCUACCAGACAAUCAUCGAGACCUUCAUCACCAGUGUGCUUUCUUUUCUACAACCAGCCCCUCCUGGACUCCCCCACUGGCCUGGCUGGUCUCCCUGCCUCCCUCCACCACCCUCUACCGGGGGCUCUGCCAAUUCCUGCACCACUCCUCCCCUCCCUCCACCGCCACGCACUUCAGCCUCUGCAGCAGUCGCCCCCACCACCCCCAGUCUCCCCUGCAGUCCCUCUGCCCCCUCCACCAACACCCCCACCAUACCACCCACCGAGCAAGAGACACUGUGAGAGACACUGAGAAGGGAACACAUGGUCACCCCUUGAUUGAUGCUGCUGCACACCUGAUCUGA
This is a messenger RNA of Salvelinus sp. IW2-2015, 5298 nucleotides long. The record is from RefSeq and is a predicted model, not a curated record. NCBI's taxonomy places the organism in Eukaryota, Metazoa, Chordata, Actinopteri, Salmoniformes, Salmonidae.